UUCAUAUCCACCGUUGCCACCAGCAACAUCGAAUAUGUCUGAAUCUUUAAUCCCCCAAGUAUCUGGUCAUAUCCUUUUCUUCCAGACGACAACCUUCAACUGAAGACUUCGUCCCAUCCCCAGUCCUGUCCUUUCCCAACCCCCCCCUCCCCGACAAGUAUCCAAGGUAAGUAGCAAGGGAAGUAUUCUGUGCAAAUCAGUCAAGAUGAUGAGACACAGACACGGGGCGAUCCAUUAUGGGGGCCCGAGUGCGCGUGGAAAUGCAGUUGCCCCGAGAGGCGCUGCUGGCAGUGCUGCGGCUGACGUUCAGAAUUUGAACGCGGGAUACAACAACGCUGGGACCCAGGGGCCGACUGGAGCGGGAAAUGAGUAUGGAUAUGUGGGGGACGGUCGGUCUGGGAAUGAUUAUGGGUCGUAUCAUGCGGGCCAGAGUCAGCAGGAUUCAGACGCAAGUGCGAAGGAGACAGACACUGCGGAGGGCUCAAGCCAGCAGAACGGAUCGAGCCAGAAGUCCAGCACGGAUGGCAGUGUCGCUCAGGGUCAGACGCAGCAGAGCCCGGAACUCGCUCAGAGCCAGGGUGAAACCCAAGGGCAGGUUGGAGCGAAUAGUCAGACUCAGGGCCAAAGCCAGCCACAGAAUGCGCAGAAUGCACAGAAUGCGCAGAGCCAGCAGGGGUCUGCUUCUACAAAAGGUCAAUAUCAAUCCGAUCAGGCUCAGGCUGGAUCUGGAUAUUACAACGCGUACUCGAACCAGCAGGCAUCCCAGAAAGACGCGUCCAAUGCAGCCAGCAAUGGCUACAGUCAAUCCAAGCAACCCCAAGCCAACGAGCAGAGCCAACAGAGUCCGCAAAACGUGCAAACCACCAAGCAGAACAGCCAACAGAAUCCCCAGCAGAGCAACAAUCACUCGUCCAACAACCCCCUAUAUCAUGCCCCCCAGCAGAACACGCCCAAAGAGCCUGUCUACUCCGAUUAUAAAAACGGCCAAUACCGUCCUCAGCUGUACAACAAUCCCCCGCACAAUUCGCCUUUGCCAGACCCAAGCAUCGCAUCCAGUGCAGCCACCGACCAUCCCACCCACACUGCCGCCACUGGCAUUGCUACCCACACGGCUCUUCCCACCGAAAGCAAUCCGACGACAAUGCCCACUCUUGCUUCCGGCUCCGGUGGCCAUAAAAUGGGCGCAGGCGAGACUGCUGCUGCCGCUGCCAGUGUGGUCGUCGUGGUCGGAGGUAUUGCCGGAUUUAUCCUCGUCUGGCUGCACAGGAAGAACCGUCAGCGUCGGGCCUUGUACGGACCAAAAUACGGCAUGGAGAAGCGUGUGCCUGUUUCACCCAAAGCACCCAAGGUCGCCAAAGCCCUCAAGAUUGGAAAGUCUCCCAAACCCCCCAAGGAACCCAAGCCCCCAAAGGCCCCGAAGCCGCCCAAAGAGCCCAAAGAACCGCAAGGGCCUUCUUUCGUUCAGAGAGGAGCGUCAACUGUUGGCUCUGCGAUGGCUGGUGCUGCUUUGACAGUCAUCACCAUGUUCAAGCUUCUUCGCAAGCCAAAGGGCUCCUCGCCGUAUCCGCAGGUCAUCAUGCAUCACAACAACACCACCGAGAUGUUGAACGAGACCUUCAACAACGAGAGCAAAUGGUCCUUCCCCCAACUCAGCAUCAAUCCCGGAAAGUCUCCCAACUUGAUCUCCAACUGUUCCACGCCUACAUUGAUCGUGUCUCCGACUUCGGAAAGUUUCGCCCGAGAUGGAGGAAGACUCCGCCAUGUGCCCUCUGGCCGAGCAGACCGUGUCGACCACCCUGGCACGGCCGAAGCAAGCACCGGAUCGCUGAGAAGCUACCGUCCAGCACCUUCGGAAGCUGAGGUCGACCAUGCUAGUCGACCGGAGAGUCCAAACGUGGGUUCAUCUGCCAGUUCCACAUACGACUUCACAGCCAGCCGUGGCGAUCUACUGGCCAUCACCAGCAUCACACCGUCCCUGGCCAAUCUGUAUCGUGUCGACAUGUCGUUUACUCCAACCAAGCCUGGACACAUCGAGUUGCGGGAAGGACAAAGCGUUCGAAUUCAACAAUCGUACGACAAUGGUUGGGUCCUCUGCUCAUUAUCCGACAAGAGCCAAGAAGGAAUAGCCCCAAGGGCCUGUCUCUCCUCGUGGCCCAUCCGAGUCCAAGGAACCAGCUUGCGAGAAGUUCCCCGCGACGGCGCCCCAUCCCCCGACGCAGGCAGUUCUCCAGGGACACCGCGCUUCUAUUCCCAAUUCUUUUCAACCUCGACCACCAAUCUGUGAUUGUGCGGUACUUUAAAGAAAAAGAAAAGUGAUGUUAUUUUCUAUUCCACUUUGUUAGGUUACAUUUAUCUUUCUAGGGUCUUCUGGCCAUAUGAUGACGGCGUUGGGAAACCGGGGAGAUGCUAGGUCGAUUUGUUUUGGUCAUCAUGUUUUAAUCAAGUUUUAUGUUUAAUUAUCGAUACUAUAAUGUAGAGCAUUGCUCGUUGACUGGUACUUUUCAUAUUCGGUCUGGUGAACGUUAAUGCUGCUUCUGCCUUUCAAACCACACAACCCCC
Molecule: messenger RNA, 2559 nt
Organism: Aspergillus wentii DTO 134E9
Lineage: Eukaryota; Fungi; Ascomycota; Eurotiomycetes; Eurotiales; Aspergillaceae
Exons: 2
Coding region: 206-2284 (692 amino acids)
Molecular function (GO): protein binding
Source: RefSeq, a predicted model, not a curated record